AUCUGAGGUUAUUCCCAUGGAGAAAGGCGGAAGAGAACAAAGGCUUUAUUUUUUUCUUUUUCCAAAAAAAAACAAAAAAAAAAAAUGCCCUUUUGCAUAGACCCAUUAUAAUAUAUAUAUAUUAUACAUAGACUGUGUGUAUAUGUGUGUGCGUAAGUAAAGUGGUAAAAAAGUGUGGAAGGAAAAGGAGGUUGAGUGUGGUUUACGCCAAAAUGGUCGUCGUCCACAUGUACCCAUUACUAUAAAGAAGGCAGACUUUCUCCUCUGGAACAACCCACCCAAAUCCCAAUUCUCCAUGUUGGAAUUCAGUUUCAUGGAAGGUCUGUAUUGAGAUGGAGAAGCUUAAUUUUGUUAAGAAUGGAGUGGUGAGACUCCCUCCUGGUUUCCGCUUCCAUCCAACUGACCAAGAGCUUCUUCUUGACUACUUGAAGCGCAAGGUGUUUUCCUGCCCUUUACCUGCCUCCAUCAUUCCUGAGCUUGAUGUUUGCAAGGCUGAUCCCUGGGAUUUACCAGGUGAUUGGGAAGAAGAGAGGUACUUCUUCAGCAGACGAGAGGCCAAAUACCCAAAUGGGAAGAGAUCGAACAGAGCAACGGGGUCUGGUUAUUGGAAGGCAACGGGAAUUGACAAACAGAUUGUGAGUGCUUCGGGAAAGCACGUUGUGGGAUUGAAGAAAACCCUAGUUUUUUACAGAGGGAAACCCCCUCAUGGCUCCAGAACUGAUUGGAUCAUGCACGAGUAUCGCCUUCAUUCCUCUGUUUCCAACCAGAUGAGAAAGGAGAAGUGGGUGGUUUGCCGCAUAUUUUUGAAGAAGCGAGGUACCAAAAAUCAAAAUCCUGUUUUCUAUGAUUUCUUGAGGAGUGAUUCUUCGUCUUCCUCAGGCUCAAGUGGAAUCACACAAGUCUCUUGUAAUGAAUCAGAUGAUCAUGAAGAAAGUAGCAAAAGUAAUUUUAAUUCCUUCUAAUUAUUUAUUAGUCUCUCUCACAUUUCUCCCCAAACACACCCAGCUUUUUCUUUUUCUGGAAGUAAUACAUAAUUAUCAAAUUAAAUUUUAAUUGUAUUUAAAAUCUAUUAGUUAUGUCCAAGGGGGGAAUUUUCGUGAUAUUUGGUUAGAUUA
Messenger RNA from Carica papaya (papaya), 1115 nucleotides. It is a transcript of the gene NAC083, whose product is annotated as NAC domain containing protein 83. The record is from RefSeq and is a predicted model, not a curated record. Gene Ontology annotation, biological process: regulation of DNA-templated transcription. Gene Ontology annotation, molecular function: DNA binding. NCBI's taxonomy places the organism in Eukaryota, Viridiplantae, Streptophyta, Magnoliopsida, Brassicales, Caricaceae.